UUGACUGUUCCUACUCAGUCGUGAAAUGAACUAGUAGAUAUCCACCACUUUUAUCAGUUAUCACUCAUGCGAAAACAUUUUUGUGUUUGUUUCGAAUAGAGUAACGAAUGUGUGUGCGUUUGGUAGAUUGCGCAUGCUGUGGCUGAAACAUACAAGUAGUUUUCAGUUACCUAUAAAGUGGAGUAUAGAAAAUGAGUCCUAAUAGUAACAGGGUGGCUGCCGAAAAAGCAAACGAGGAUGAAAAAACGAGCAGUAAUAAAAUACAAUCGAAAUACAGACCCUUGCCAGAGAAAAAAUUCGAACCGAGGAAUUCUUUGCUAACUGAGCUAUUCGAGAGUAAUCCGCACAUCAAAACAAUACACCACGUGUUCAUAGCAAUUUUGCUGUCUUUGUUUGUAAACACAGUGGCUCACGAUUACCUGAGAAAUGGGACGAUUGAUCUGGGUUUACGUUUCAUAUACAGAGGGUUUGGCCGUCUGUACGUAGCUAUAUUUGGAUGGCUUUUCUUUUUUACAACGACGUGUAUGUGUUACUUUUGUUUUAUGGUAUGGGGGAGAAUGAGGAUAAGUUUAUUCCCAAAAUCCAACAUCAAAACAUGGGACGCAAUGUGGCUCUUACCCCUCCCUGGCUACUAUGUGUUGACUUUCAGGAUAGCAGCGUUUAUUGUUACGGCAUUCCAGUUACCACCAGCUUCUGCAGCUAUUGUCCUCUUGGAACAGGUGAGAAUGAUGAUGAAAGUCCACGCUUUCAUAAGAAGCAAUGUUCCAAAAGUUUUAAUUAUUAAAACACAGUCCGAGGCACAGUUGCUUUUACCCUCGUUCCGGAAGUUCGUGUAUUUUCUUUUUGUUCCAACUUUGGUCUACAGGGACGAAUAUCCACGAACGCCUAUCGUGAGAAAGAGUUUUGUGAUGUACAGGGUGCUGGAAAUAGCCGGCGUCAUAUUCUUCUACAGCUUCCUGCUAAAUCGCUUCCUAAUUCCUGUUUACCAAGACUUUGGCAUCAGUAAGUUCACCUGGAACGAGAUAAUCAUCUCCAUAUUCGAGAGCGCCGUCGUGGGCAUGCUCAUCCUGCUCUCUACCUUCUUCCUCGUGCUCCACUCAGUGCAGAACGCUUUCGCCGAGUUGUUGCGUUUUGGCGACAGGAUGUUCUACAUGGACUGGUGGACCUGCACGUCGUUCUCCGAGUACUUCAGGACGUGGAAUAUUGUGGUUCACGACUGGCUAUACACCUACGUGUACAAGGACAUGUACGAAAUAAUCACGCCAAGGAACAAAAUGCUAAGCAAGCUGGCUGUGUUCGUGGUUUCCGCCGUGGUGCACGAGUGGGUAUUGACUUAUAUGUUCGGCUUCUUCUUCCCGGCAAUGUUCAUUUACUUCCUCUUCGGAGGAGCGCUUUUGAGCUUUGUUAAUGCGCCCAAAGGGACGGUGUUGAACGUGUUGUUUUGGUACGGGUUGGCACUUGGUUCUGGGAGCCUUUUAAGCAUGUACACCUUGGAAUAUUUCGCCAGGCUGAAUGCUCCCACAGGUGAUACUAGUUGGAAGGACUACGUUCUGCCGAGGUGGCUCACCUGCGAUUGUAUAGAAAAGUAGUCGUCUGGGUGGGUACGUUUUAAAUCUGUGAUUUGCAUACAAAUUAGGAGAAAGUACACUUCAGAUAUUUGCUGAAGCAACUUUAGGUCCUUUUUGCUGUUCCAAGAAAACUAACUUUGGUUCAAUUUUUUGUAUAGUAAAUACACGGAUAUUAAAUAUAGAAGUCUCAGACUACAUUUGACACUAGCUUAAAUUAAUAUGUAUGUAUUGCGAUUACAAAAUACCUCAAAGUUAGUUUAAAGUAAAAAAUCUACAAUAAUUUUACUUUGUGAUGAU
Anoplophora glabripennis (Asian longhorned beetle) is the source of this 1865-nucleotide messenger RNA. Its product is annotated as sterol O-acyltransferase 1-like. The transcript has 6 exons. Bases 192 to 1589 code for a protein of 465 amino acids. The record is from RefSeq and is a predicted model, not a curated record. Gene Ontology annotation, cellular component: endoplasmic reticulum membrane. NCBI's taxonomy places the organism in Eukaryota, Metazoa, Arthropoda, Insecta, Coleoptera, Cerambycidae. Gene Ontology annotation, biological process: cholesterol metabolic process.